Colletotrichum chrysophilum is the source of this 1146-nucleotide messenger RNA. RefSeq lists its product as uncharacterized. Gene Ontology annotation, biological process: mitochondrial phosphate ion transmembrane transport. Gene Ontology annotation, cellular component: mitochondrial inner membrane. The record is from RefSeq and is a predicted model, not a curated record. Gene Ontology annotation, molecular function: phosphate transmembrane transporter activity. The transcript has 4 exons. The coding region runs from base 1 to 1146 and encodes 381 amino acids. Lineage: Eukaryota; Fungi; Ascomycota; Sordariomycetes; Glomerellales; Glomerellaceae.
AUGUCGUUUCUCUACCCCAGACAAGAUACCCUCAAGGGCUGCUUCGCCUCCCCAGUCCCGGGCUCGGCCCCGAAGGCGAGGCCCACCCGCUACCAGGCUCGUCCGGAGCUGUACGGCGCAUUCUCCACUGUCGACGACGUCAAGGGCAAGGCCCAGAAGCUGAGCGCCGAGGCGACGGCCGAGUUUGAAAAGGCCAGCGCAAAGGCCCAGGCCAAGGCGGGCCACAUUGAGCUGUACUCUGCCAAGUAUUAUGCUGCCUGCACGGUGGGCGGGCUGCUGGCUUGUGGCCUCACCCACACGGCCGUGACGCCGCUGGACCUCGUCAAGGUCCGCCGCCAGAUCGACUCCAAGCUGUACAAGGGCAACUUCCAGGCAUGGGGCAUGAUCUUCCGCAAGGAGGGCUUCCGCGGCAUCAUGACCGGCUGGGGCCCGACCUUCUGGGGCUACUCGGCGCAGGGGGCGUUCAAGUACGGCUUCUACGAGGUCUUCAAGCACGAAUACUCGGAGCUCGUGGGCGCCGAGAACGCCGCAAAGUACAAGACCGGUGUCUACCUGGCCGCCUCCGCCUCCGCCGAGUUCCUCGCCGACAUCGCCCUCUGCCCCUUUGAGGCUGUCAAGGUCCGCAUGCAGGGCGGCAUCCCCUCGCCGUACAAGGGCACCCUCGACGGCAUCAGCAAGGUGACUGCGAAGGAGGGCUGGGGUGGUCUGUACAAGGGUCUCUACCCUCUGUGGGGUCGCCAGAUCCCCUACACCAUGAUGAAGUUCGCCUCGUUCGAGACCAUCGUCGAGAUGAUCUACGCCCGCCUGCCCGGCGAGAAGAAGGACUACAGCAAGGCCGCCCAGACGGGCGUCUCCUUCGUCGGCGGCUACCUCGCCGGAAUCCUCUGCGCCAUCGUCUCGCACCCGGCCGACGUCAUGGUCAGCAAGCUCAACGCGAACCGCCAGCAGGGCGAGGCCUUUGGCGCCGCCAUGGGACGCAUCUACAAGGACAUUGGCUUCGGCGGCCUCUGGAACGGCCUGCCCGUCCGUAUUGUCAUGAUUGGUACCCUGACCGGUCUCCAGUGGAUGAUUUACGACUACUUCAAGAUCUUCAUGGGUCUUCCGACGACCGGAGGCGCGGCGCCUCCCGAGGAGAAGCUUAAAUAG